This is a messenger RNA of Colletotrichum aenigma, 3444 nucleotides long. RefSeq lists its product as uncharacterized. NCBI's taxonomy places the organism in Eukaryota, Fungi, Ascomycota, Sordariomycetes, Glomerellales, Glomerellaceae. The record is from RefSeq and is a predicted model, not a curated record. The transcript is spliced from 3 exons. Bases 1 to 3444 code for a protein of 1147 amino acids.
AUGGCGAAUAGGAACUGCACCGGAGAGAGUCAGAGCAAGAUGCUGCACAUGAUAUUCAACGCCAUUGAGGAAUUCAGAGCCAUCAUUCAAAGAGAGAAGCCCAUGAACACGCCUCCUCAGGAUAUUGACAAUGGCGUGCUCGCCAAUUCAAUGAGAGCAGACUUCGGCUACGCAAGCACUCCAUCUGUGGUGCAUGUGCAUCCCUCUUUUGAUGACUGGCUCUCAACAUGGGCAACACCAGACGACCAAGAUGGCCAGCCUACAUCCUUAACUGACCAAUCACCAAAGGAAGGACAUCUAAAUUCGGAAUCUGGCACUGCAUCUAGCCGGCCGCCGCAGAACGUAAAGUUGAUAAUCGAAGGUCUCCCGCAAGCAGCCCAGAAAGGAAAUGCGACAAGUGAGAUCACCACACCCGCAAACACACCAUUGUAUGAUAUCAUGUUCCAACUCGAUAAGGAAUCCCUACAACCACCUAAACGCGACCGCUCUGACAAUCUUCAAGGACCUGACCGAAUCUGCGGUUUCGCGAUCGUGGAUAACGGAACCAAGGUUGCACCAUUCAUGCCUUGGAGCACCUCAUUCGUGGUGGUCACGGAGGGCCCAAGUUGCUACGACGUUCAGUCUGGGCUCAAGAUCAACCACAACGAGAGUUUGAUCCACUUCUACAAUGGCUGUGUACGCAGACGACUGGAUAUCACGGGAACGAGACAGCCGGUAGUUGAGAAGCUGCAAUCUAGCAUUGUGGUACGGAAUACCUCGGUUUCCGAACGUGCUGCCAGCGUGACGUUCCAAAGAACGUUGCGUCUUCCGGAGCGGUCUUGUCAAACCCCAAGGCAAAACUCGACGAGUCACUAUCUAAUGUACGAAAAGGCUCAAGGUGUCUCAGAGUUCUUGGGUCCAUUUCCUCUUUUCGACACUGAGGCAUACAGAGAUAGGCUUCCGAAGGAAAUGAAACAAAAGGGAGGACUGUUCUUCCCAAUCUUUCAACGAGAGGCACUUGCCUUCUCCUUCGAGAACACCAGCAAGGGUGACAGGCGGGCAUGGGAAGACGAAGGCGAUCAGCAAUUUGCCAUUAAAGUAUACUCCGGCUCCAUCAACUGCGUCUCUGGCCAACAGGUCACCGAUUCCGUGCCACAUGAGCAGGACUACAUAAUCUGUCCUAGACAGAGGAGGCUAGACGGCUUCAAGUCCGCAGACAACGAAACUCGACAAUUUGUGGCGAUGCCUCUUGGCUGGGAGUACUCGGCUGAACACCAAUUGACUGACAAGGAAGACGUAGGCGGAAUCCAGCUACAAAUCGCGCCACGUCUUAGAGAUUGCGUGGAGUUCCGUGCCUUGGAUCACUUAUGGAACUUGGGGCGGGCGUUUAGAUGCUCCGCCACAGCUUCAGAGUUGGGGCUGGCAACUGGUUCUGUCGUCGCCAUGUCCGACUUCGACCCCGACAUAAAGCUCCUGAAUGAGUUUGAGCACUCAUUCACAGACCGCAGCAGGUGGCAGAUUCAUGGCCGGUCCAACCCUCUGCUGUACCCCAUGGAUGAGACUGGUCUGCAUCGCGUCACUACGGUCCAGGACUUGCUUCAGAGACGUGGUGGUCAAAACCUAGGUCCUACCUCGACCUUUCGCCUCCAGCCCGUCCUUUCGGUGGCUAUUGAACUGAAAUUCACCAUCGGAGAUGAAAGGCACCAAUCAGGUGAACUCAAAGCUGGCGUCCCGUAUAUUCAUCCCCCGCCUUUCAUAGACAGUCGCCCUGAUCAAUUCAGGUUCCAAUAUGGGCAAUCACCCAGUUCAGCUGGCUGGGAGAUGUCGCUCGGUGCCGGAGCACGUCUUCUUCAGGAAAUACACCGCGGCAAAGAGCUGACUUGGGACUGGAACAACAGUUGUUUGGUGAACAUUCAGCUACUGAACGCGGCGGCUUUCAAAUCCGUCACGGGUAUCCCGGCUUGGACACCCAUAUCUCUGCUGGAUUAUCGCAAGAAGGGGCGCAUGUUGCGGUUGCCAGUGGUAGCGGAGAGCACAUACGAUUCUGCGACACAAAUUGCUACUACAUGUGAUUUGAAGUCCAUUAGUGCCCUUGACAUAACACUUUCGGACGACAUUAGAUGUAAGCGUCGGGUCAUCACUUGUCCUCAGUGCGAGACGAAUAUGUGCAAUGUUGCACUUUUGCCGUGCAAACACAUCUUCUGUUCAGAUUGCGUGGGCAGUGGCUCCAAGUUCUCCUGCUUUCAGUGUGACAAACGACAUACGGGCCAGGUCAUCUUCUCCGGCGCCAUGGAUUCUCCAUUUGGAAAGUCAGCCAAGAUCACCUCUUCCCGCGCUAUCUCAAAUUACCAGUUACUCAAGCAACUGCGGAGCGUUCCUGGGUACAAUAGUCCACAAACACCGUCGCAGGAAAGCCCCCAGACAGUAGCGACAAAGGUUGCACGGCUGAGCUGGGGAGAUCAGACUCCUUUCUGGUUCAACUUCAUUAUUUCCACCUUGAACAAGACGGAUAAGCAGUCACGGUCGUCAAUGACCAAAAUACUGGCAAUCGAGAAGGCUCGAUCUUCCAACAUACAUCAACUUGAGGCACUACUUCCGCUUCUUUCGAAGGCUGAUUUCUUUAAUGAGAAGGAUUUUCAUCAAACACAGCUACUGGAACUCAUCAGCCUGUCGGUGAACAAUGUGGAUAGCUCCAGGGUACAAAAUCACGGCUGCAGUCCGAGAGCGUCUACAUGCCUCGAGGCUGUGAUCGACUGGAUGGAGACCGAGUCUAUCAGGCCAGACGAGCUGUUACGCUUCGGCGUUGACUUGAAACCAUGGCUUUGUCCCCAGCAGACACCAAGUCUGAAGUGCGUGGCCCGAUUCUUGAAACAAGGUGGCAGGUCGUUUCUCAGAGAUUAUGGGUUCAACCGUGAGGAUCUUCAAAUGCCGGCCUCCCGGAAAGUCAGAGAGUUACUUCUCGAGGACUUUAUAUCCAACGGCUUCGACCUGAACGCUCGCGAUGCACAUGGUCGAACUAUCCUGUGGACUGAACGUCAGCUCACGUACAUGUUGCUGGACAACGGUGCUCGCGUGAGCAUACCGGACAACGACGGCAACACCAUACUUCACUGCCUAGUCCUGAAGCAAGAUCCUACAAGCCUCCAGAACAACCAAGGGCCAUUGGAAACCCUGUUGAACCACAAAAAGGGAAGGGAAGCGGUGAACGUGCGCAACCGGGAUUGGCUGACCCCCUGCCAGCUUGUGCUAGGGAUUGAUGCGAUUCAUUAUUGGGAUAUCUACACGAGACUUUUCGACAACGCUGAGGCUGAUAUCAGAAUCGUCUUUCCAAAAGGUGUUUAUCGAGAUAAACUGACGUACAGCCUGGCGAAGUGGCAAGCCGAGGUGGGAAGUGUUAGUGCGUUCAGGAGGCCAGCUGCUGAGGAACGCCUCUUGAGGGCGCGGCUGGCGAUGUCAUACUCUUGA